Molecule: messenger RNA, 663 nt
Organism: Morchella importuna
Lineage: Eukaryota; Fungi; Ascomycota; Pezizomycetes; Pezizales; Morchellaceae
Exons: 2
Coding region: 1-663 (220 amino acids)
Source: RefSeq, a predicted model, not a curated record
AUGCCUAAAUCCACCCGACCCAAGACUAGAGCCGCCUCUACAUCUAGCUCUCACUUCCCGUCAAAACCCUACAUGCGAGGCAUAGCCAGCACACCUAAUACCGCCUCUGCCCUCCCCCCCGCAGUAGCAUGGUCUGCCGCAGAUGAUGAGCUCCUACUUAGAUCAAAGUCUUUGGGGAAGAAAUGGGUAGAGAUAUCACCUCUUUUCGAGGGCAAGACAUCGAAUGCGUGUAGAAAGAGACACGCAAGGCUCGUCACGCAUACACAGGUGGAGUGGGAUGAGUUCAAGGAGAGGGAUUUGGCGGUGGAGUUUGUUAAUGCGAAGGUGAAUUUUUUUAAGACAAUCGCGGGGAAUAUGAAGUUGGAGUGGAGACAGGUAGAGAAGAAGUGUCUGGAGUUGGGAUUUAAGUCUUUACUAGAGAAGGGGAAACGAUUUCCGACCAUCCAGAAUUCUCCACAUGACCAAAUAUGGGCCGAAAGUACUUGCAGCAAUACUCAGUCUGUGUCAUCCGAGAAUAGUGAUAGUGAUGCUACGCUGAAAGAUGAUGAUUUGGAGAUGAAAGAUAAGGAUCUUAAUGAUCAUAGUAAAGAUGAAGAGUCAAAUGAUAAAACCGUUACGAAGGUACUUAAGGAAAUUGGCGAGAGAGAUGUGGGCUCUGACUAA